Molecule: messenger RNA, 1287 nt
Organism: Branchiostoma belcheri (Belcher's lancelet)
Lineage: Eukaryota; Metazoa; Chordata; Leptocardii; Amphioxiformes; Branchiostomatidae
Exons: 1
Coding region: 153-842 (229 amino acids)
Source: RefSeq, a predicted model, not a curated record
UGGCCAGGAGUACCAUUAUCAUUGAUUAGGGCACGCCUGGCUGCCCUACGGCGCGUAUUAGUUUCACAGCAGACCGCGGAGAAGCUGGGCGGAGUCGUGAGAAGGUUUGGUUUACAGCGCUGCAGGUGCACGGAGGAGUCGUGUGGUGAAUCAUGGGGUUGGCCAUGAGCCACAGGAACGAAGUGGCCCCCUGCGAGAACCACCAGCUCUUGGUGCCCAGGAUCGCCAUCAUUCCAGGUACCGCCAACUCCGAAACCUCCGGCGAGCUCGAGGCAAGCGCAGCUGGCCCUACCGAAGUCACCACCACCGUAGCAGCAGACAGUCCUUCUACCAGUCGGUCUGCUGGUGUCAGAAAACGCAAGAAGGUAACGCACGAACAGCAGAAGGAGAACCGACCACCCAUGGAAGACAAGGAUCCGGGGACAGCUGCACGGGCGUCUACCAUGCUGCCGUACGGGUACCAGCCGGGGACGCCGUUCAUCAGGCUCGGCGCCGGCGCCCCCAGUCUGAACUUCGUCUGGUCGAACACGUUUUCGGGCGACAACCGGAGGAGAACCGUGGCGGGAACGUCAGUCGGCGGCGCACGCAACAACAAGGCAAAAGAAGAACGGCGCCACACCACCGGAGAACCGCUGAAGUACGCCCUGGAUAAGGGCUCCAACAGCCGGGGGAAAAGACUUCCGACGAUCGAGGCACAAAACCGCUCGUCACACCAAAAGCCGGUCCUGAGAAGAAAGAGAUCGUCAGUGAUUAGCAUCGGGAGCACCAGAGAAGGAUUGGAGGUGAAGUUGGUCGAGAGAGAGUGGGAGGUAGACGACUCUACAAAUGAAACAGCCUUCUAAAGACGCACAGGUGCAUCAGAUGCACUGUCCUGGUAUAUGUACUGCAGUUUUGAUAACAUAUUCGAUUUCUAAAGUUGAAUUACGGUUUGUAGUAAAUGUAAUGUUGCAGUUUGUAGUAAAACACUUGUAUGUUUGUCACUGAGAAUUGUAUAUGUUCGUCAAUGUGAGUCAACCAACUCAACUGUUUUGCAUCAGGUAAUAUCAUAAUAUCAGCCAGUCACAAAUUGAAUCUAGCUCCUCGCGGCAAAACUGAUGGAUAUUAUGAGUCUCGACAGGAUACCGAUCUGAGAGGGUUACGUUAUUCUGAGAGAGCAGUCCUAGCCGUGCUGGCGUGAUUUCACCUCCACGCUUGACGUAAGUGUUCCUGACUCCCCGCCAUGCUUGAUUGCUUCCGCCGUCGCAAAUGUCAUUAUGAUUUAUAUAUGCAUUUUAUAGCGUAAUUCGC